AUGGAAGUCGGUUAUAAUAGUGUAUUUGUAAAGAAAUAUUCCCAUGGGAACUCAUUUGAACUUGAAAAUGAUAUCAAAGAUAAAAAAUUCAAGUUAAGAUUUAAGAGCUAUAGUCUUAUAUUUUUUGGUUUGGUGCUUCUUUUUUGGUUUGCCGUUGUGAUGGCUAUUGUGUUUAGUCCACGUGGAAAAUUUAGAACAUUUAAAAAUGGCCCUUAUGUUAAAAGAAUAUAUGAUGCUCCCAAAUUUCAUGAGGACAAACAAAUAGAGUGUACCAAAAAUAAAAACAACGUAUGUGAGAAUUACGAUGAAUUGAAGGAAAAAUAUUUGACAACUCUUGAACAAAAAUUAAAGGAAAAGGGAUUUUUAUUAUCACAGAUUGAUCCGUUUGUUUGUGAUCCCACUUUUGGUGAAGACUGCAAAAACAAUAAAAAGAUACAAGGCAAUCUUUCUAGAAAGGAAAUAGAGAUUGUAGCUACAGCUUUAUUAGAUAAAAACAUAGUAUUAGAUGAAAAGUUUGAACCAGAUACAAUAAGCGAAUUUAAAAGUUUUAUUAGUAGAUACGAGAAAAAAUAUAAAGAUGAAGAUGAGUAUAAGACCAGAUAUUUGAAUUUUAGAGAUAAUCGGAUUUUCAUAGAAACUCACAACUCAAAUCACAAUAAAAUAUUCACAAUGGGCUAUACAAGUUCAACUGAUUCUUCAGAUGAAGAAUUGGGAAGAGCUGUCUCCAGUAUAAGUUACAAGCCUACUCAAGAUGAAAUAUAUAGCCGUGCUUCCGAAGAGAUGUCAUCCUCGAAGAAAUAUCCUGGUGUGAUAUUUGACUGGAGAGAAAAGGGAGUAAUUUUGCCCGUCCAAGAUCAAAAAGAGUGUGGUAGCUGCUGGGCAGUCUCAAUGUCAGACUUAUUAUCUACAAUGAUGGCGAUCAGUGGCCACAAACUACAAGAUUAUAGCAAGCAACAAUUAAUGGACUGCAUAGAUCCAAUGUUUAACUGUACGAAAGGAGGAGAUCCUAAGGCUGUUAUAAGUUAUUUGAAUAAUUAUCCAUUGUGCACAGAAGAAGAAUACCCUUACAAAAUGGCAGAUCGCCGAUGCAUUCAACCUAACACCUGCAAAAAUAAAAUAAAUAUAAAAGGUGUAUAUUACCUCCACAAACAAAUGGUUGAGGAUUAUUUGGAAAAAGUUGGUCCUUUCCAACUUUCAAUACAUGUAGCGAAAGAUAUGUCCUUUUACAAAGAAGGUAUAUUUGACGGUGAAUGUUCCAAGAAACCAAAUCAUUCAGUUGUAGUAGUAGGUCAUGGUUAUGAUCCGGAUCUUAAGGUUCACUAUUGGAUAGUAAGGAAUUCUUGGGGAGAAGAUUGGGGGGAGAGCGGUUACAUGAGGUUGCUUAACGCAAAUUAUAACUAUAACGGCAUAGGUGCAUAUUAUUGUAAUGUGGAUAGGAGGUCUCUUGGAUUUACUGUGAGAUAUAGCAACAACCCUUUCAAACUUAGUAGGUCACAAAGUUUUGAUAUGAAAAAAAAUAAAUUCGGGAAAUCUGGAUCAAUGAACUCAAAAUUUAGUAAAUACGAAACAAUAAGACAAAAAUUAAGCAUUGGUUCAAAAAGUAACGAAUUAAAUAAAAAAACAAAGAAAGGUAUAUGUUUGAAGGAUUUUGAACUUGGAACAAAUAAAAAAAUCAUAAUAUCUGUGGGAGUAGUACUGGCUAUUAUAUUAAUAAUAAUUAUUUCAUUGUGGAUACACUUCGCAUUUAUAAAAGGCGAAUUGGGUGGUAUAUCGAUAGAACCGUAUCCUAAAAAUAUGAAAUAUCCGAAAUAUAUAUACAAAGAGAUAAUGAAACAAUAA
Theileria parva strain Muguga is the source of this 1839-nucleotide messenger RNA. RefSeq names its product Papain family cysteine protease family protein (gene TACP). NCBI's taxonomy places the organism in Eukaryota, Apicomplexa, Aconoidasida, Piroplasmida, Theileriidae. Gene Ontology annotation, molecular function: cysteine-type endopeptidase activity. Bases 1 to 1839 code for a protein of 612 amino acids. The transcript has 3 exons. The record is from RefSeq and is a predicted model, not a curated record. Gene Ontology annotation, cellular component: lysosome.